Molecule: messenger RNA, 5661 nt
Organism: Trematosphaeria pertusa
Lineage: Eukaryota; Fungi; Ascomycota; Dothideomycetes; Pleosporales; Trematosphaeriaceae
Product: putative ABC transporter
Exons: 8
Coding region: 464-5341 (1625 amino acids)
Biological process (GO): transmembrane transport; lipid transport
Cellular component (GO): intracellular membrane-bounded organelle; membrane
Molecular function (GO): lipid carrier activity; ATP hydrolysis activity; ATP binding
Source: RefSeq, a predicted model, not a curated record
CCCCCCAGCCAUCGCCCCAGCGCACCAAGUUCACGCGUCCAGCUCGUCGCAAACACAGUCGUCUUGUCUAUUUCAGCGGGAAGCAGGCGUGUCUGAGGUUGAAAUUAGAAUCACUCACAAAGGACGCGCAACGGAGCUCCUCCAGGGCUCAGAAUGGCCAGUUCGUAUCCGCCGCCUCAGCGCCCAGCAAGCCAAACCGGUGAGAGGUCCAAUGCGAAGUGGCUUCAAUACGAGUGGCUGCAAGGCAGAAGGGAUCAGGCUAUAUUUCUUCGUUUGUUGCACACGUGCCCAGAGCGGCAACUGGCGUCCGCAUUCACAGCCUCAGUCACUCCCGUACUUUUCGCAUUCGUGUUUCUAUGCCGAGAGUGAGGAAGCAUGAAAUGACGGUUGAUGCCCUUCAACUUCUCGAGCUUCUGCCGUCUGGUCUAUCACUCCUUCUGGUCUCUGCCAUAACGCCGACACGAUGACUGCGUCUCUGUUCCUGCGCCAGAUAUGGACGCUGGCGCGGAAGGACCUGCUCUUAGUUCUCAACAGCAAGCGGAGGACCUCGACCAUCUUCCGCGCCAUCACAAUCCCUAUCAUUUUCGUUGUCUACAUGUCGUUCAUUCUGAAAGUCUACUGGCCGAAAGAGACGUACGGAAUCGGCAACCCAUCCGACAUACGGCCCCUAUCCCAAGCCAUCGCUGAGGCUGUCGGCAGUCGAAGGACGCUCGCGCUCUGCAACUAUGGACAAACUGGCGGCGAUAUUGAUCGAGUAAUCGAGAUUGUUGCAUCGAAAGCAAGGGGCAACGAGGGACAGGAUGUCCACAUCCUCCGCAACCCAGACGAGCUCCUCACCCUUUGCAGGUCUUCCCUGAGCGGUGUUACUAAAUGCUACGGGUCGGCCGAGUUUCAUUCCUCUCCUACGGAAGGCGAAGGCGGUAUCUGGAAUUAUACCAUUCGCGUCGACGCUGCCCAUGGAUACAAGAUCAACGUCAAGCAGAAUAAGAACGAUGCCGAAGUCUUUCCGAUCCCACUGCAGCACGCUAUCGACUCUGCCAUUGCUGAAGUUGGAUCCGCGAACGGAGCAAAAGCCCUACCUGAUACCAUCAAGGAGUAUCCAUAUACAUCCAAGACGCAGAAGCAGUGGGAUGAUUCCCUGGUCAGAGACAUCCAGAACGUCACCGCGAAGUACAUUGCAAUCGUCUGGUAUAUUGGCUUCAUUGGCCUGUGUUACCAGCUUGUUGGUAUCAUGGCAAGAGAGCGAGAAAUAGGCAUGUCGGACCUGCUUGAGUCUAUGAUGCCGAACGCCAAGCGAUGGCAACCUCAAGUUGCACGCCUCUUUGGGCAUUGGAUCGCCUUCACGAUCGUCUACUUUCCUUCGUGGAUUAUCAUCGCAAUUAUCGCGAAGGUGGGCAUAUUCCCGAAGACGAAUGUGGGCAUCCUCAUCGUCUACUGCAUCCUCGCUGGUGUAUCCCUCAACUCCUACUCCAUCCUUGGCGCCUCAAUCUUCAAACGGGCACAGCUCAGCGGUAUCACUGUAGUCGUGGUUGCGUUCGUGAUCGGUAUCGCAGCCCAGAUCUCGGCGAAAUAUCUUACGACUGCGGCGGUCGUUAUCCUGGGUAUACUUUUCACACCGAUGACCUUCGUCUUUAACAUGAUAUGGAUGGCGAGGUACGAGCACGCGCAGAUCUCUCCAAACCUAGUCGAAGGCGCCCCAGGAGCUAAAUGGAGGGUGCCCGGGAUAGCGUUUUGGAUUAUGAUGAUCGUCCAAACUAUCGUCUAUCCCAUCUUGGCCGCUUUGGUCGAGCGGGCAUUGUAUCAUACCAGCGCCCAGGGUCGGCAGACAGUGUACGACGAUACCGCGCAACCGGUGAUCCUUUCGAACUUCACGAAACACUAUAAGCCGAACUGGUUUUUCAGGAACAUUGCUCCUUUGUUUGGGGUCAGAAGGCCGACCGUCCAUGCCGUCGACGAUCUGUCGGUGGCGCCCAUGAAAGGCCAGGUCAUGGUGCUUGUAGGCGCUAAUGGAUGCGGCAAGUCCACAACAUUGAAUGCAAUUGCAGGCCUUGGUAGUGUCACCAAGGGUACCAUCACCGUCAACGGAUCAGGAGGGAUUGGUAUUUGUCCACAAAAGAACGUAUUGUGGGACUUCUUGACCGUCGAGCAGCAUGCUCAAAUCUUUGACCGCAUCAAGAGUACCACGAUGAGUCCCACUGCGAACGCCGAUCUCAGUCAGCUCAUCUUCGAUUGCGGCCUCACGCACAAGAUAAAGGCUAUGUCGAAAAAUCUUUCUGGAGGCCAGAAGCGCAAACUCCAGCUCAUCAUGAUGUUGACCGGAGGCAGCUCAGUCUGCUGCGUGGACGAAGUGUCGGGCGGUUUGGAUCCGUUGUCGCGGAGGAAGAUAUGGGACAUCAUGCUUGCUGCGCGCGGCAGGCGAACCAUUGUCUUAACGACGCACUUCCUCGACGAAGCUGAGUUCUUAGCUGACCAUAUGGUCAUCAUGUCUAAGGGCCGCAAAGCCGCUGAAGGCUCCGUGUCGGAGCUCAAGAGCAAACUCGGUGGCGGCUAUAGAUUCCGGUUCUUGCAUGGCGCUGGCUACGGAGACAUGCCGGAUGUCGAGGAGCUCUUUGUUGGUGAUCCAAUGGAACAGCUCUUCGACCAAACGAUCUACACGGUUAAGGAUACCCAACGCUCAAUGCGGAUCAUCAAGGAGCUAGAGCACCGGCAAAUCAAGACAUACCAGGUCACCGGUCCUACGAUGGAGGAAGUCUUCAUGAAGCUCGCCGAGGAUCCCGACGACAACCCGCCUACGGAUUCGUCAAAUGCUCCAUCGGACGUCAGCCCUACUCCGUCGAACAGCCACGAGAAAGCGAUCAAACACAGCGUCCAUGAGGCGAACGAUGACCGCCUCUUGACGGGCAAGCCGCUAAGCUUCCUGCAACAAUCCUUCAUCUUCUUCAAGAAACGAGCGGUCGUGCUCCAGCGCAAUUAUCUACCGUAUGCCGCCGCAUUCCUUAUCCCGAUCAUCGCCACCGCCUUUAUUUCGAUUCUUAUCCGAGGAAAGGAGUACCCAGGAUGCUCGCCCAACCAGCAAGUAAGGGACGCAGACCUCUUGGACCUCUCGAAGAAGUCUAACGUCAAGCCUUUUCUCGUGGUCGGCCCGACGGCCGCUUUAGCCAAUGUCAACUUGACAGCAUUUCAAAGCUUGCUGCCACCCCAAUUUGGCGAUGCCAGUACAUCUGUGGAGGCUCUUAUGAACUAUAUCAGCGUCGUGGAAACAGUUGAUGACUUCCACGCCUUCAUCAGAGCCAACUACAGUAGGGUCAUUCCUGGCGGCUUUUUCCUAGGCGACGAACCGGUGUAUGCUUUUUACUCCGACCUCAGCGGUUUAGGUCUGUUCCCCGCCAUCUUCAUGCAAAAUGCAGUCGACAUGCUCCUCACCAAUACCACCAUCUCGACUAGCUUGAGCUAUUUCGCCAUUCCUUGGCCGCAGGACGCCACCAACCAGAUACAAUUUAUCUUCUACUUCGGUCUCAUCAUGGCGUGCUAUCCUGCCUUCUUUGCGCUCUACCCUACGCGAGAACGUUUGCUAAACAUCCGAGCAUUGCAGUACGGCAAUGGAGCUCGACCAUUCCCUCUUUGGUUUGCGUAUCUAUCCUUCGACUGGUUAAACGUCCUCAUUGCCACGGUGCUCAUGACGAUAAUAUUGGCAGCGAGUGCGCCCGAUAACUGGUGGAACCUGGGAUAUCUCUUCGUCGUCUUGUUCCUCUAUGGGUUCGCUUCAUUGCUUUUGUCGUACAUGAUCGCGCUCUUCGCCAAAUCCCAGCUGUCUGCUUUCGCCAUUGCCGCUGGCCUUCAGGCAUUCAUGCUCCUGAUGUACUUCACCGGGGUCAUGAACAUUACUACGAAUACGGAAGCAAGCAAGGUCGAGUCUGCGAAAGACAUCUUCAACUUCACGUUCAAUCUCGUGACGCCCAUCGGUUGCCUGACGAGGGCAUUGAUCGUCUCCAUGAACAUGUUUACCGCCCUCUGCCGCGGUGCCCCGCCACGCAUCGCGACGUACCCUGGGGAGAUCAAGCUCUACGGCGCCCCUAUCGUAUACCUCAUUGGACAAUCGCUCUUGAUGUUCCUUAUCUUGAUGAUCCAUGAUCACAGGUGGGCGGCCAGAUGGUUCCACAAGAAGUCUCCCAGGAGGGACGCCGAGGACCAGGAGACCCGGGAGAAAGAGGUCUCGGAUGAGAUCGAGCGUGUCGCGAAUGCGACUGAUGGACUUCGUCUCCAACAUCUCACGAAGACAUUCAAGCAAGGAAGGGUCAUCAUUCCUGCGGUAGAUGACCUCACGUUCGGUGUUAAGAAAGGCGAGGUUUUUGCGGUCGUCGGGCCUAAUGGUGCAGGAAAGAGUACGACAAUUGGGAUGCUUAGAGGGGAGAUCCAGCCCUCCCGGGAUGGUGCAGAGGUCCACCUGGACAAUAUCGACGUCAUGCGCGACAGACGGACAGCCCGCGCUCGCAUGGGUGUGUGCCCCCAGUUCGAUGCCGUCGACCAGAUGACCGUUCUUGAACACCUCGAAUUCUACGCCGGCGUCCGCGGGGUCUCGGAUGCCAAACGCAACGCCCAGCAGAUCGUAAAAGCGGUUGGGUUGGGCAAAUUCGCCAACACUAUGGCAUCAAGACUGUCGGGCGGAAACAAGAGGAAGCUGAGCGUCGGCAUCGCACUCAUUGGCAACCCAGAGCUCGUACUCCUCGACGAGCCUUCUAGUGGAAUGGACCCACUCGCCAAACGAACGAUGUGGAAGACUCUAGCUGAGUUCGUUCCCGGGCGCAGUGUCUUGCUUACAACGCACUCCAUGGAAGAAGCAGACCACCUUGCCGACCGCGUCGGCGUCCUCGCAAAGCGUAUGCUAGACAUGGGUACUACAGCACAUCUGCGCUACAAGCACGGCUACGGCUUCCACAUCCAGCUCAUAUGCAAAUCAGCACCGUACACCCCCACGGAGGAAAUAGAAGCCGUUAAGCAGUGGGUCGAGGCCUCUCUGCCCGGAGCAGAGCAAGAAGGCUAUCCUUACCACGGACAGCUCCGAUACAACAUCCCGGCCCACUCGGCACCGACGUCGGAGAAGGAGCCAGAAGACGAGGGGAUGUCGGUCGGUAGGCUUUUUGUUCUGCUUGAGGAAAACAAGGAGAGGCUGGGUAUCCAGUUCUACUCCGUCUCACCGUCCACGUUCGACGAGGUUUUCUUGAGAGUCGUGGAGAAGCAUAAUGUGGGUGAGGAGGAUAGACCCACGGUGAAGAGAAAUUGGAAGGAUGUUUUGAGAAUGAUGAUUAAUUAUGGGCUCUUUGCUGGAGUGAGAGUGGUCUGAGGGGAGGGAUAGAUGGUCUUGUAGAGCAUAGUUUGUGUUUGGUCUCCUCUCGUUCAGUGGUUCUGCGCUUGGAUACCCAUAUGAUCUGCUUAGCCCUUAGAAGUACAGUCGCAUGAAGUUUACGGUAUAGCAUUGGUAAAGAUUGAGUAAAACGGUUACACGGACCUCGCUAAGAAAGGCUGGCAAGAGGCUAGGCUUGUGGGAGCGCUGGUGGCAGAAUCGCGCCACAUCGCCAGCCAUCACAGCCACAGAAACACAUGGAACAUCUAUUUCUGAGUUCCAGCGAGGCUCAUGAGGCAUUAAAUUGUGCAGCACGCCCU